GCAAGCAAGCAAGCAAGCCGUCACAGAGAAGUCUGAAUCGCCUCUGUGUAAACUACUUUUAUACGGAUCUAUUCAGAUUUCUAUGGCUCAUUAUAACGGCUAGAUCGGUGACCGAUGAACGAACUCGUCGACAUGGUUGCGAGUGUGUUUGCUCAACAACAUGAGUUUUCCUAAAAAGACGUCAUUGUGUGCUCCUGACCAAGGUGCUAGGUGAGGUGUUGAGCAUCUUGGGCAUGAGUUGCUGGUCUUCCUCUUCUUCUUUAUCAUGUGCUUCUGGUUGAUCAUUGAAGAUGGGAGAGAGAGAGGUGAGGUUGAAUCUUACGUAAUGACCUCUGUCGCCCACUCAAUGUGCUGAUCAUCGGUUCAUCCCCAUUACAUAUCUACAAUCAGCAUUGCUCCUCGACCAGUUCAAGUUCAGGAUCAGGACCUCAAAAAUACAAGACCCUCAACGUUAACCAUUGGGACAAAUAUAGUGUAAAAUAGACAGCCCUACCACAAUAUUGACCACCGCUGGUCAUCUUUUCGACCCACGAAUACUCAAGAGGUCAAGAAGACCAUGCAGGAAACCGACGUCGCGUCCACGCUGCAAGCCACAGAAUGGUCGGACGAGGCGCUUUAUCUCAAGGAAUUGGUCAGCAAGUUCGAUCUGCCGAGAGUUCUGAAAAUUGUCAAGGGACAAUGCCUCUCAUUGGGAGUUCCUGGAUUGCAACAUCCAACGUACAACCAACACAUUCUUGUGGUGAACUUAGGAAAAACCCGACGCCUGCUCGGACAAUGCAUCAAAUUCAAAGACAAUGGUUCAAAAAUUACCAAAGUAGGUCAUUGCCUCAGUAUCCCGGCCAAUUACGAAGGCUUCUUCGAGAUCCUCAGUGAAGAUGGACGAAGUGUGCGCUGCAUGGAGAGUGUGGCCGAGCUCUUCAAACGAAGUCCGGAAACGGUUCUCGUGCGUGAGCGAAUGAAGGCCUUCACUUCCAGAAGUGACGAUGUGUCCGCCAUUCAAGAACGAGCUCGGAUCAUUGAGGUCGGAGAGACCCUGAUCCUGGUGGGUGAGGUCCUCGCCAAAGACGGGAGCAUGCGCUUUCUUCGAUGCCUCGACUAUUUGGGCGAGAAUGUCUACCUAGCCCUUGACCAGAGGGGCAAGUUCAGUGCCAUUGCCAAGGAGGAGAACAUCUCUGGGGUUCACACGGCCAGGAACCUGCUGAAUAAACGCUUACCUCUGAUGGCACGCCUGGUGCACGGUCAAACCCCCCUGGACACGUCACGACAGAACCAAGUGUUUGUGCCAGAAGUUCGAAUCUUGUCCGAGAUCCAAGAGGAUCAGCUCAUUGCUCUGGUCUUGUCGAAAGAUCAUCAACACGUGAUUUCUCUGCCGCUUUCGGUCAAUCUCAAGGUUCAAAUGGCUCGUAACCACGAUGAUAUUAUCGGCCUACCUCAUUGCCAGAGACUCAUUGCUCAUUGUAUGGAGUUCUCCCAGACUGUGAACUCGAAUAUGACCAUAUUUCCCGUCAAUUGGGCCAAAGACAGUCGUCUAGUAAGCAACGACUUCAAAGGACUCGCUUCUAAGGCCCAUUUCAAGCAACAAGCCAGGCCUCGACGGUUGCCCAUUAACCAAGUUCUUUCCUCACAUCAGAAUGCACGUCAUCCGAAUCACCAGCAAUCGGGCGACUCUCAUGAUGACUACUCGGAGAUUGAGCAAAUUUACGACUAUGUCCGAGGAUUCGCACCACUGCCAAAAUCUCUGAGGGCUUGGAAGUUCGAGCCCCAUCCCAAAGAGGAGCAGCAUCCUCCCAAACCCCCGCCAUUGGAGACCCUGCCAUCCAGGAAGCCGCUCGGACCGGUCUCGUCCGUGCCAAAUGGUAGACUCAUGAAAUCCCCCUCCAUCGAAAGUCCGCCCAUGUCGGUGGUGUGGGAAAUGGGAUGCAGCAGCACUCUGGGUCGAGAAGGAAAGAAGCGUUUUCGGCCCUUGAACAGCAAGCCCUCAGAAGCCACGAUCAACGAACAAAUGUACCAAAAAGUCGCUUAUGGUAAGAGCUCGGGGCCGAAGCACAAACUCUUUCGAAAGGGUGGAGGAGCCAAGUCAAUUAAACAUGACAUGAUAGUGAAUACCAGCAACAACCACAACAACAGCAACAGCAGCAACACCACUAGCCCCACCAUGAGCGCCACUCCACCCAGUUUCUUUCAACUUCGAUACAAAAGCCUUACUAAUCUGACGCAGGGCGGGACCGGUUACGACACCUUGGAUUCGAGCAAUAGCGGCGGUGUCAAAACGUCCACCGGAGACUCGGGCGGGUCCCGGACUCUCCCACCCAGUGAGAAACGAAGCCGAAUGCUAAACCGGCCCAAAUCUCUGACAAACUUGGUAUGGGGAGCGGUGAGUCGAAACCCCUCCAACUUCCGCUCUGCGACCAUGUCCCGAUCUGGCUCAGCUUGGAAUUACACAGACUCGAUAUCACACAAAGCCUCACCAGUCCGAGAAAUGUUUUCUCAUCACAGCAAAAAAAUGGGAACCAUUUCGGGGUCCAGAAAAGUCGGGACUUUGUAUUUGUAAACGUUAACCACUGAAAUACACAGAAAAAGCCAUAAAGAGACAUUU
Molecule: messenger RNA, 2596 nt
Organism: Tigriopus californicus
Lineage: Eukaryota; Metazoa; Arthropoda; Copepoda; Harpacticoida; Harpacticidae
Gene: sano
Exons: 2
Coding region: 557-2551 (664 amino acids)
Source: RefSeq, a predicted model, not a curated record